AUGGCCCAUCCGACGGAGAAGAAGCACGUCGUAUUCGACAUUGAAGGCACCGUCGUGUCGCACCACCGCGUCUUCCAGGCCCUCGAAGAGCGCUUGGGCCCGGCGUUACAGGAUGCCGGCAUCAAGCCUUCACUGCUCGGCUACACGUGGUUCGAGGUCGCGGAGCGCGAAUACACAUACUGCGGCAUGUCAGGCAACUACGUUCCUUUCACCAAGGUGUUCCGAGCCGUGUUCUUCCGGAUCCUGUGGAUGGCCGGCAUAACGAAGCCACGAGAGUUCGCGUCCGAGGCGGACCUCGACUUCCUCAUGGACGCGUACGCGUCUCUCGAGCCACGGCCGGGCGCCAAACAGUGCAUCCAGCACCUUCGAGACUCCGGAUACACGGUGUGGGCGUUCACGGCCGGAGAUCCAAAGCAAGUGCACGGGUACUUUGUCAAGGCCGGAAUCGACAUGGACGUGGAUCAUGUUCUGGCGUCCGACACCUACGGAGUUCCGAAGCCGGCCUUGGAACCCUACAGGGCGCUGCUGAGUAACGAGUUGGCUGGCGCGGACGAGGUAUGGUUCGCAGCUGCGCACAUGUGGGACGUCUCAGCUGCCCGCCGAGCAGGGUUUCGUGGUGCUUUCUGCACCGUCUUCGAGAACGAACCACUUUACGACAUCUUCGGCGACAUGGACGUGGUAGAGGAUACAUUGGAAGAGAUGGCACGGGCAAUAACGGCCCACUAA
Molecule: messenger RNA, 726 nt
Organism: Exophiala spinifera
Lineage: Eukaryota; Fungi; Ascomycota; Eurotiomycetes; Chaetothyriales; Herpotrichiellaceae
Product: haloacid dehalogenase, type II
Exons: 2
Coding region: 1-726 (241 amino acids)
Source: RefSeq, a predicted model, not a curated record